AUGUCGACGCCGUCGCAUGCGGAAUCUCGCACGGACAGUACAGUCCUGACGCUCUUUGGUAACCCGUCGAAUCCAAAGCAGCUCUUUUCGAGCUUGCAAAAGUCUGUCAAGGUUCCAUUAUCUUCCGAGAGCCCCGAAGCGGCACAAUAUGUUGAGGUGCAGGCACCGCUGCGUGAUGUUGUUUUACCCAAUGGUAUCACUACUACCAAGGUCACGCCAACCAAUCUCGAGACCGAAACUAAGCAGCCUAAGAGGACCUUCCGUGAGGUUUUUGCUCCUCGUUCGGGGUUGCCCCAGCUAGAGCCUCCGCGCAGAGCUCGGUCGUCAUCCCGCAGCACGUGGAUCGACACCUUCGACGCUAUGACCAACUACAAAUCGUUCCCCGGGGAGCGGAAUAAUUACUGCCUUGCACCUUUGCCCUCUGGUCAAUGGUUACAGUACGGUGGUGUUACUUCCUCUCCUUCGUAUUGGAAUCGCAAGCAAAAACAACAGGAUGAAAAUGAUGCCGUUUACAGACCCUAUGAGGAGCCUUCGCUGGCAAGAGAGGAAUCGCCCUCUCUGCUGCAGGGCGUCUAUUCAUCAUUUGCCCCUUCUUUUGAUAGCUCUGGAGCUGUUGUGCAGGCAGACUCCAAAGACCUAGUUUGGUGGGGCAAGCGAGGAACAAAAAGACUAGAAACCUUGCUUUCAAUUCCUUACGAGGGACAAGAAACUGAGGUAACGCCCACAGAACAGCCUGGAAACAUUGGCGAACUCGACGAACAGACUCUGGACGAAAUGGUCAAGUCGUUCAAAUCCGAAGACUUUGCCGACAAUGUCACAUCUUCGUCAGAAGAAGAAAAGAAAGAGAACGAAGAGACCAAAGAGUUGAACGCAUUACUACGUGAUGUUUCCGAGUUGCUGGAGACGCUCAGUUCGUAUCAAAAGGUUCGCAAUUUGGAUAUAUCAGCUCAAGGCCAAGAUACAUCGUCAGAACAGAGCGAUCCAAACACACCAUCCGUCCCAGAGAGGACCGUCUACGAGACGUUGAAAUCGAGCUUAGCCGCACUCGUUGCAAAUUUGCCGCCGUAUGCAGUUGCUAAGUUAGAUGGUGACCAACUGGCGGAACUGAACAUCAGCCAGAAGGUUUUGAUCGAGAACCAGGACUACCACGGCACAAUGCAAAAGGACGACUACAGCCUCCAACAGGAGCGCCUCGCCGCACUGGCAUCGAACGUUGGCAGUACAAACCGGACUUCGACGCCGACUGCAGCGCCUGUUGGUCGUCCAAGGACCAUGCAAGGAUAUAACCGUGUAGUCGCCCCUACUGCUCAAGGCUACGCCACGCCACAAGCCUAUUACGGUGCCAGACAACCUUCCACGCCGGGAGGAUACGCACCAGCACAAUACGCAGGAGCCCGCCCACCUAGUACCCCAUCGCAACGGCCAGGUUACCUUCCGCAAUAUUCCCAGACAGGGACUCCGCAGAAUGUCUCACAGAUUCCGCGACAAGGAUCGAACGGGUAUCCUAUUACAGCACAGCAAGCGGCUGCUCAAGCCUCCCCACAACCCUACACACCUCGCGCCCCACAACCAGGAGCGUACAACGCCCCGUACGCCUCAAGUCGAACUGCAUCCCCUCAGAAGCCGGCACAGUAUAACACUCCCCAACCGCGAACUUCAUACGUGGCUCCGCAACAGCAACAACAGCAGCGAUAUCCACCCCAGCAACAACAAUACGCUAGUACGCCACAGUCCAGCGGUUACUCGAACUCUGCAGCUGUCGUUACAUAUGCGCGAAGUGCUGCUGAGCAAGCAGCUUUGAUGGACCGCAACAAGGCACAGCUAGCUCAGCAGCAACAACACCAGCAGUCGACGACGCCUGGCGCUGCUUCUGCUUCUGGUUCGCAGGAUCGGAGCAUGACACCGGGGAGUAAACCAAAUGGGACACCAGUGCCGUCAUGA
Molecule: messenger RNA, 1941 nt
Organism: Aspergillus chevalieri
Lineage: Eukaryota; Fungi; Ascomycota; Eurotiomycetes; Eurotiales; Aspergillaceae
Exons: 1
Coding region: 1-1941 (646 amino acids)
Source: RefSeq, a predicted model, not a curated record